CCAGAGUCGUAAAACUAGGUUUAAAAAAAGUAAGCAAAAGUUACAAGAAAAUCGGAAAAUUUUGGAGGAUAUUCAUUCGUAAAGAACUAGGAAAAGAAAAGUUAUGAUUUACACAGUAAUGAACAGUUUCAAAUUAGUAAGGAAAGUAUCUGCACGCACAUGGCGUUCUUUUUCACGAUGCACAGUUUUACAACAAGAAGUUUCAGAAGCUAUAUCACCACUCAUAAUUCCCCCACCUGAGGGUGUAGACAAACCAGUUUCACCCAAAAUUGAGAAGAUUGUGACAGAUAUCACAAACCUAAACCUGUUAGAAGUUUCUGAGCUCAGUCAGGUCCUGAAGAGAAGGUUGAAUCUUCCUGAUGCGCCUAUGAUGCCUAUGGGUGGGUUUGCUGCUAUGGCUGCUCCUGCUGCGCAGGAUGAGGAAGAGGCUGCACCAAAAGCAGUCAAAACUAGCUUUACUGUGAAAAUGACUAAAUACGAUGACAAACAGAAGGUAGCACUGAUCAAAGAAGUAAAGAGUCUUCUAGAAGGCUUCAACUUGGUCCAAGCCAAGAAGUUUGUUGAAAGUGUACCCACAGUAGUCAAGGCAGACAUUUCCAAAGAUGAGGCAGAAAAGUUAAAAGAGGCACUGUCUAAAGUGGGAGCUGUUAUAGAAAUUGAUUAGGACUUUAGAUGUAGUUGUCGUUUAAGUAUUUUGUGUAAUUUAGAAUUUAAAAUAUAAGCAUUUAAAAC
Messenger RNA from Maniola jurtina (meadow brown), 732 nucleotides. RefSeq names its product 39S ribosomal protein L12, mitochondrial (gene mRpL12). Bases 104 to 664 code for a protein of 186 amino acids. The transcript is spliced from 3 exons. The record is from RefSeq and is a predicted model, not a curated record. Gene Ontology annotation, biological process: mitochondrial transcription; translation. Lineage: Eukaryota; Metazoa; Arthropoda; Insecta; Lepidoptera; Nymphalidae. Gene Ontology annotation, cellular component: mitochondrial large ribosomal subunit; ribosome. Gene Ontology annotation, molecular function: structural constituent of ribosome.